Candida tropicalis MYA-3404 is the source of this 2685-nucleotide messenger RNA. It is a transcript of the gene SEC3, whose product is annotated as GTP-Rho binding exocyst subunit. Bases 1 to 2685 code for a protein of 894 amino acids. The transcript has a single exon. NCBI's taxonomy places the organism in Eukaryota, Fungi, Ascomycota, Pichiomycetes, Serinales, Debaryomycetaceae. The record is from RefSeq and is a predicted model, not a curated record.
AUGUUUAGAAGUCCAAAGAAAUCAAAACAACAAGCCCAAUUCCAAUCUCAGGGCCGUCCACCUGUCCAACAAGAACAACAACCACCAAUGCAACACCAACAAUCAAAACAUCAUAUUCCAAACCCAUUUUCCAGUCGUAAACAGUCACCAAAAGCACUUGCUUCUCCUUCAUUUACCACGAAUUCGGGAUUCUCGACUCCUCCUAGAGCAGGAGCAAGCCCUGUCACUUCACAUCAUUCUAAAUUCACGUCACCAGGAUCUCCAGUUGGAAGCUCGAAUUCAGAACAGCAAAGAAAAUUGGUUACCGACAAGAUCAUUUCAGAUUGUUAUUCCAAGACAAUUCAUCAGGGCGAUAGAAAAUUAAAUGAAGUAUCCUACAUUACCCACAUUGGAAUAAUAGAAUAUUCUCAUUCACCUUCAGGUCCCCCACCACCGAAUUCCAAUCCGGGAUCAGUUAAACACCGUAUUCUUGUUUUAUGUAAAAAACACACGGGAAGAAUGCAGUUACAAAAAGGAAAGUUUCAAGCAGAGAAGAAUUACUAUCAAAUUGGGCGUACUUGGGACUUAUCGGAAUUACAGUCGAUCAAGAGAGUUGGACUGGAUGGAUUGAUAUUGCAACUCAAUAAGACCUAUUAUUGGAAAUGUGAUGAAGAUGAACGUAGAGUUUGGAAAUUUGCCCGUUACUUAUGUCAACAUUACGGGAUGUUUACUGGCAGAUACCCUAAACUAGAUGGGUUUAGUCUUGACGACUUUAUGUUACCGUCUACACCUAAAUCACCAUCCACGACACCUUCUCGAACUUCAUCUGUAAAAGAUCCAACUCCAGAUCCACAAUUAAUGAAGUCACGUUCGUUGAAGAGAAAAAAUAUGCCAAAUCCAAUUUUGCCGACUCCUCCAGUAGCGGCACCAACCCCACCACAAAUACCAUCCGGUGUAUCAAAGACAACAGCUCCAAGUAGUGCUAAUGUAAAUGAUUUAUACAAGGAUAUGGACUUUACCGUAAAUGGUGGUCUUCCACAGAAACCAAUGAAAGUCAUACAGCGUGAUUCACCAAAGAGCACUGGGGGUGGAACUCUUGAUCCUGGACCUUCACUUUAUGGACCAAGUAGUAGACCAAACAAGCCACAUGCACAAUCUCAACCAAUGAUCCCACAUAUACAACCACAACCACAAACUCAACCACAGCCACAACCGCAUCAUCUUGCACAUUCUGAAUCCAUGUUACAGACGCGUCCUCAACCUCGUUCCCAACCACAAUCAUUUGCACGGUCAGAACAAGGAGACUCUCGUGGUUAUCAACGAGGUGAUCAAUCCAAGGAAAAUCUUAACCGAGAAUUUUCACCACCAACAAUGAAAGCCAACCAACAUCCUUAUUACCAGAAAACACCAAUGAAUGGGUUGGACAAUGCCAGCGAAAUCAGUAAUGAUUCGCAUAGUUUUAUUUUCAACAAUAAGGAGUCUUCUCAAGAAAAAUUAGAAGACACGGCAAAACAAGAACAGCCCAAAUUUUCUGGAGAUGUGUUAGAAUCAGUUUCUGAAUCUAUUCCAUCGAUCCAAGAAAACAACGAACCGAUUCAACGUAGAUCUCAUCCAUAUGCUAAUUCACAUGCAAAGAAAGAUUCACAGGUGUCUCAAAAAUCUGCAGAAGAAGUUGUUAAGGAGUUUUCAGAAUCAAUUCCAUCACCACUGGUUAAGCCAAAGAUGGCAGCAUCAGCAAAUGUACCUGAUUUUGGUGUUGAAGAGAUCACUGAUGAUAGUGAUGAUGAUCAGCGUCCAACUCCUACAUUCAGCAUAAGAAAACGUCAACAGCAGAAAAAGGCAUUAGAGAAGGCGCAAAACUUGAUGCCAACACCUGAAGAACAGCAACAGCAACCAGGAUUGGAAUCCGUGAAUGAUGUUACUGACAGUUUUAUGGAUAAAUCAAGUAGGUACGAUGCAGAUAAAACUGACAGGUUUGAUAUAGAUAAAUCCAGUAGAUAUGAUGAGAAAAGUUUUGUCACACAGAAAGGAUUGGGUAUCUAUCCACCAAAUUCCAAUUCAUUUAUCGAAGAGUCCACCAAAGUGGAGGGUCAAACUAGAAUUGAUUCUCACAUGCAAGAAAUCCAAGAUAUGUUGAACUCACAUCUUGGUGAUGCUAAAGAAGAGUCAUUUCCAUAUGAUGACAAAGAUAAUGAAGGCUAUGAAGAUGUUGACGAUUUGAAUGAUGAUGAUGACUUGAACAAUGAAGUUCCACUUGGUGCAAAGUCAAGGAUGAGCAAGGAUAUGCUUCAUGCUGAUGAUGAUUUUGAAGAGGAUGGCGAUUCUUUUGAACCUGGAUUGAAUAUUGUUAAAAAAUCUGCAACACCAGAAAGUGGUGGUACUAAUACGGGUAGUGGUAUUACACGUUCAAAUACAGUGAUAAUUCCAGAUUGUGAUAGAGAUGCUGAAGUUGAUAAUAUACUUGACGAUAUUGGAUGGUCGGUACAAGAUGAUGCAAGUACUCUUAUCAAGAAAUUGAAUAAAGAAGCAACAAACACAAAACAGGAUAUUGUUUCCAAAUUGGUUAGUAUUGAUUUGACUAAUAAUUCAGGAAGCGAUAUUGGAUCGGCAUUGAAUGAAGUCGACAACAUGACCAAUAUAUUCCAAAAGAUGGAAGUCAGAUUAAAGCUUUUACAUAAUGACUUACAGAAUUCUGUAUAUGUAUAA